AAUCGAAUCCUGAUCUCGAGAGCGUCGUCGUCGAUCUUCCUGCCCUCGUCGCGAAGCGGAAGGAGCAAAGGGGCGUUCCGAGAAGUCGCAGGCGAAUGGGCUCCCGGCGGCGGUCCAUCGGUUCAUGAGAGCAUCCCGCCGCCGCGCGCCGCCUCCCUUCCACCUCCACCUCCUGCUCGCGCUCGCCCUCGUCGCCCUCCGCGCGCCGGUCGCGCACCUCCCUGUCGCGGGCACCCCCGGCGGCGGCGGCGACUCCACCCCCGCCCCCCGCCACGGCGGCCGCCGCGAUCGCGAGAUCUCGCGCCGGAGCGACCUUGGAAGCAUGUCCAAAGCCCGGGUUUACGCCGACGUCAACGUGAUCCGGCCCAAGGAGUACUGGGAUUACGAGUCCCUCGCGGUGCAGUGGGGUAACCAAGAUGACUAUGAAGUAGUUCGGAAAGUCGGAAGGGGAAAAUAUAGUGAGGUCUUUGAAGGAAUAAAUGUCAAUACCAAUGAGAAAUGUGUAAUCAAGAUCCUCAAACCUGUCAAGAAGAAGAAGAUAAAAAGAGAGAUAAAAAUACUCCAGAACCUAUGUGGGGGCACAAACGUCGUGAAACUUUUUGAUGUCGUUAGGGAUCAGCAUUCAAAGACUCCUAGUUUGAUAUUUGAGUAUGUCAACAGUACAGAUUUCAAAGUGUUGUACCCAACAUUGACUGAUUAUGACAUAUGCUACUACAUAUACGAGCUCCUCAAGGCAUUAGAUUUCUGCCAUUCACAAGGAAUAAUGCAUAGGGAUGUUAAGCCUCACAAUGUCAUGAUAGACCAUGAGUUGCGAAAACUCCGCUUGAUAGAUUGGGGUCUAGCUGAAUUUUAUCAUCCUGGCAAAGAAUAUAACGUCCGGGUUGCUUCCAGGCACUAUAAGGGACCGGAACUUCUUGUUGAUUUGCAAGACUAUGACUAUUCUUUGGAUAUGUGGAGCCUCGGUUGCAUGUUCGCUGGAAUGAUUUUUCGGAAGGACCCAUUUUUUUAUGGCCAUGACAACCAAGAUCAGCUCGUUAAAAUUGCCAAGGUUCUUGGUACAGAUGAGUUGAAUGCAUAUCUCAACAAGUAUCAUCUGGAGCUUGAUCCUCAACUUGAUGCACUUGUUGGGAGGCAUAGCAGGAAGCCCUGGACCAAAUUCAUAAACGCGGACAACCAACAUGUGGUUUCUCCUCAGGCCAUUGAUUUUCUUGAUCAUCUACUUCGGUAUGAUCAUCAAGAAAGAGUAACCGCCAAAGAAGCUAUGAGCCACUCAUACUUCUCUCAAGUGAGGGCUGCAGAAAAUAGCUGGAUGCGGACUUAAUAACCUUUCGAUCGGACCUGUGCCUGACUGAUUGAUAUUUCUAUUGGGUUCGAUGAUUGAGCAUGCAGAUUGCUGUGGAAGCAGAGCUGCUUAUAAGAUGCUCUUGUUAGGGCAACUGAUUAUAUGCGCAUAUAGCAAUUAUACUGUGUGUUAAGCUAGUAGUCAGUCAAGCAUUGAAGGCAUGAACACCUUAAAGACAUGAACAGAUGAAGAUUUGGAGUCUCAAUUAUACUGUGUGUUAAGCUAGUAGUCAGUCAAGCAUUGAAGGCAUGAACACCUUAAAGACAUGAACAGAUGAAGAUUUGGAGUCUCAAUGGUAUAUUUGCAUAAGGUAGGCAAUAAUGUCCAUUUUCACAACCAAGGAGGUUGAUGUGUGCGCGUGUGGGUUGGGGUGGUUGGCUCAUAGGAACAAUUACUUAUGUACAAAGAACAUAAAAGCAUAAAUCAGUUCGGAGUGGCAUUGACACAAUGUUUGCAGGGAUGACUUUUCAUUGUUGAAGUCGCUCGAGUUUCUAUAAGCUUUUCAAGA
Molecule: messenger RNA, 1850 nt
Organism: Eucalyptus grandis
Lineage: Eukaryota; Viridiplantae; Streptophyta; Magnoliopsida; Myrtales; Myrtaceae
Product: casein kinase II subunit alpha-2
Exons: 10
Coding region: 125-1321 (398 amino acids)
Biological process (GO): protein phosphorylation
Cellular component (GO): protein kinase CK2 complex; nucleus; cytosol
Molecular function (GO): protein serine/threonine kinase activity; ATP binding
Source: RefSeq, a predicted model, not a curated record